GAAAUAUAACAUCAUUAGCACAUCUAACGCCACGGACGACUUGUUAUACACCCACGAAGGGAACCUGUCGCCGUAAAGACGUGUUAUUUACGAAGGAAGUAGCUUUAGCCCGCUAACGUUAACCAACUUAAUAAGAGCACUUUCAACUCUCGUUAUCCAGAUAUCAAAGCUAAACAUCGGGAUCUACAACCGCGACGUGUUUUGUUUCUAGCGCUGACAUAAAAGUGAGGGGCACUGAAGUCAUGGAGGAAAUCAUCGGGGUCUGUGGUCUAGAAGCCAGAGGACUCGUUGAAGGGAGCAGUUCACCUCCGGACGUGGAGACCCCAUCCCAGGAUAAUGUGGAGGAUUUCGCAGGGCUGGUGAUCAGUGAGGAGGAAAGAGGGGAGACGCCCGGAAGGGAGGAUACUAACCCUGACCCCCUCGAUGUGGAGUUGGACCCUAAUGCUGAGAAAACCAAGGACCAAAAAGCAUUUGGCAAAGAGGUUUUGUUGCUGAUGCAGGCGCUUCAUACUUUAGCCACCCCAGAAGAAAAACUCGCUGCCCUUUGUAAGAAAUAUGCAGACCUGCUGGAGGAGAGUCGCAGCAUGCAAAAGCAGGUGAAGGUGUUGCAGAAGAAGCAGAACCAGGUGCUUAAAGAGAAGAUCCACCUGCAGAGCGAGCACAGCAAGGCCGUCCUGGCACGCAGCAAACUGGAGAGUCUUUGCAGGGAACUUCAGCGCCAUAACAAGACUUUAAAGGAGGAGAAUGCUCAGAGGUCCAGGGAGUACGAAGAGCAGCGCAAGGAGGCGACGCUGCACUUCCAGAUGACACUCAACGAGAUUGAGGCCCAGAUGGAGCAGCACAAUUUGCACAACAGCAAGCUGCGGCAGGAGAACGUGGAGCUGGCUGAGAAACUCAAGAAGCUCAUCGAGCAGUAUGAGCUCCGGGAGGAGCACAUCGAUAAGGUGUUCAAACACAAGGAACUGCAACAGCAGCUGGUGGACGCUAAACUCCAGAGGACGGCUGAGCUGAUGCGAGAGGUGGAGGAGAAACAGCAAAGAGAAAGAGAGUUUCUCCUGAAGAACGCGACUGAGUCCAGACAUAAAUGUGAGCUGAUGAAGGAGCAGGAGCAUCAGUUAAAGCAGCAGCUCACUCUGUACAUGGACAAGUUUGAGGAGUUUCAGACCACCCUCGCCAAGAGCAACGAGGUCUUCACCACCUUCCGACAGGAGAUGGAGAAAAUGACGAAGAAGAUCAAGAAGCUUGAGAAGGAGACCACGCUAUGGAGGACCAAAUGGGAGACCAACAACCAGACUCUACUGCAGAUGGCAGAAGAGAAAACGGUGCGAGACAAGAAUUACAAGGCCCUCCAAGGGAAACUGGAGCGUCUGGAGAAGCUUUGCAGGGCCCUCCAGAGAGAACGCAACGACCUGAACCUAAAACUCCAGGCCCUUCAGGGCCCAGCGAAAGAUCUGGAGGAAGACGGUACGGGGCCUCCUGACCCUCAGCCGCAGGGGCUUAACCCAGAGAUGGAGAGAGAGGUGGAGGGAGAGAUGGAGGGUUUGGUGCCUCAAACAGAGAAACUCGGGCUUCGGCCUGAGGAAGAGGGCACCACAUCAUCCACACAACUCACUGACGACUGAGCCUGGCCUUCUGGUGGCCUUUCUUUUCCUUUCUUUUUGUGGAGGUAUAUAUUUUUGUCUAACAAUUAUCAUAAACAAAUUUGUGAGGAAAAAGCAGGACAUUAGUGAAGACGCUAACUGCUCUAUACGUUGGUAAUCUGCUUUGUGGAAAGCACUUUUUACUCCCUGUUUUCUAUCACAUUGUAUUUUCGUAGGAAAUGGUCAUGUGGUCCAAGAUGGCCGCCAUACAGCUUUGUUUCGUACGUUUUUUUUCUUUUUCCUUCCCCUUAUUCUCUGCUCAGCUGUGCUGUGCUGUGCUUGCACGUUUUUCGUUUAUCUUGAAUAAAAUGUAGCUCUUCGCUCUGACCUCUAGAAUCUGAAUAAAUCAUUUUGGAUGCAUAUAAUGUUUAAUAUUGCCAUUUUAAAAUAACCGUAAAUAGUCAACAAGCCAUUCCAGCUCUAGAUGACCUUGAGAGACAGGGCAUUAAUAACAAGGGAGAUACAGUAACACUCAACUACUCAUUAGCACUUUGAGUCUGAGCCAAGAUGGGUCCACGACAAAUGACGCUUCUGUUGCUUUGAUUGAAAUGGACUUUAAAGGAAGAUACAUGUCUUAUCAAUAGGUGAGGGGUCAAGACUCCUCACCGCCUGGGACUGGUUUUCUAAUGGGAAUCUGAUUAAGGGCUAGUUUGACUUUGAAAAAGGCUGCUACAUCUCCAACAAUUAUGUGAAAUCCUAAGACAGGGUCAAACAGUCUCACUCCGCUGAAGUUACAGAACUUUUUAUGGGAGGGACUUUUUUUGUUGCAUGACAGACGAAGCGAAAGCAUCUUAACCAGCAGAGAAAAAAAACUCAGUACUUAUGAUAAAAAUGCCACAUGCAUUUAUAUUUAAUUAAAAUUCACUUCUCAAGCCCUUUUAUUUAAGAGACAGGGUAGUUGUUUUUGUUGAAUCUGGGUUUCCAAGCCAGUCAACUGUUGGAUUACAUAACUGAACCUGAUUGAACUAUAAAAUCAAUCUGCUUUUUUAACAAAAUCAUAUUGACUGUCAUUAAAAACAAAGAUUUGAACAUAUUUCCUAAUUUACUAUAAACUCUCCUUAAUAUUUUUGAAUAAGGAGGACAUAAAGUUUGCUAUUAGGGUGAGAUGACCUUCGUUUGAUUUGCUUUAUUGUUUUGAUGCUGCUGUUAAUUAGUCCUGAUGACAGCUAUCGUUUUAAUUGGAUUUGUUUUUGUUUUUUUUCCUUUAAAUUGUAUUUCACCUAAAUAUAUCAAUUUACUCACCCUCAUGUCGGUCCAAACCUGUAUGUCUUUUUUCUUCUGUGGAGCACAAAAGAAGAUAUCUCAAAUAGUUUUUGUCUGUAUGAAAGCUAAUGGGGUCCAAAACAACAUUGGACCUCCUUGACUUUCAUAGCAUGGACAAAUAUUUUUAAAUGCAUUCUUUUGUGUCAUACAGGUUUGGAGCAACAUGAAAGUGAGUAAAUGACAAUUUUCAUUUUUGAGGUGAACUGUUCCUUUAAAAAAAUUAAGUUUCUUUUUUGUCUGUCUAAAAUGGACAGGUUGCAUUAUUUUUGCUCUUUAACUGGACACAAAACUGACUAAUAUUUUCAAAGGGGCCUUGACGUAUUUGAUACUGGAUAGCUGAAUGUGAUUUCUCUUUCUUUUUUUUUUUUGGACUUUGUAAUGAACAAGAAUAAAAUGUCUGUAAUUCAAUGCUAAAAUGUUCUGUAGAGCUGCAAACAUUCUCAAUACUGCUAAUGUGAAACUAUGUCAAGAACUAAACUGAUGAAUGUAGAAGCUGCCAAAUCCAUGUCUAAACAAACGGCCUCAAAGCCCUUAAGAUCUGGUCAUUAUCACGCUGCAGGGACACAGGGUCUAGAAACGCUUGCCGCCUCAGGUCCAUUACAACAUCUGGCUCUGUUCAUGUCCUGAUCUGAACCUCUGACGCUGGCCAGUACAUUCCUCAAUGCUGAGUCCAACAAAACCCAUCCAAGGUUUUCAUUUAACAUGCACUGAACAUGAUCAUCUACUUUUACUAAAACUAAUCACAUUAAUCAUGUUUUGUAAUGACAAGUGCAGAAGGACAAGGUUUUGCUGUUCAUUAGAAACAUGGGCUGAAUGUGUUUAAAUUUGCCAAACUGUAAAACUCAACAGAAUGGAAAGGUAGAUGUUCACCAGCUUUUUUUUUUUUUGUUUCCUAAAAAAAAAAAAAAUCAUUUUUAAUUUUUUUUCCUUUCCAAAUUUUGAAUAACGAUGUUUAUAACAUCUCAGCACUUGAUUUCCUCGAAUUUCUUCAUAACAGUUUCACCUCGCUGUCAAAUGUCUGCAGAAGUUAGUUUGUGUGCACGCAUUUUGAUAAAUACAUCUGUAAUUGGGGUCAUGUUCAUUCUAAAUUUGUUGGUACUGUCAUUUGUAUCGCUACUGCUUUUUUUGGCAAUGCCCCGGUUUGAUUCUCAGGUUAUGCAAGAAAUCUACCUCUUUAGGUAAGACAUACUGUGAAAGAUGCUCAAGAGAGCUUUUCUUUCUCCCCCAGCUUAGCCCAUGACCCCUCUGAGAUUGUACAAUGCUCUUGUAGUUCUGUCUUGCUUUUCAAUAAAAACAUUUUGUAGAAUUUUC
This is a messenger RNA of Onychostoma macrolepis, 4214 nucleotides long. RefSeq names its product taxilin gamma (gene txlng). Bases 243 to 1622 code for a protein of 459 amino acids. NCBI's taxonomy places the organism in Eukaryota, Metazoa, Chordata, Actinopteri, Cypriniformes, Cyprinidae. Gene Ontology annotation, biological process: regulation of cell cycle. The transcript has 9 exons. The record is from RefSeq and is a predicted model, not a curated record. Gene Ontology annotation, molecular function: syntaxin binding.